This is a messenger RNA of Gasterosteus aculeatus aculeatus (three-spined stickleback), 5489 nucleotides long. The record is from RefSeq and is a predicted model, not a curated record. Lineage: Eukaryota; Metazoa; Chordata; Actinopteri; Perciformes; Gasterosteidae.
ACUUAGUCUGAAAACGGGGGGAAUCUUUUCAGAGACGAACAACAUGGCUGCGCGUGUAGUGCAGUCUAAAAACAGCGAAUUAAAUUCAUAUUUCCGCCGUUUAGGACUUAACUACCGAGACACUCAUACGUUCGCUAUUGAAAUGCUCUCGCGCACACCAGAUGUCCGGAUUUAUGUCGGACCGUGUUUCAUUAGUACGCGUUUACGUUACGUAAGAGUGUCUCUCUAAACGGCCCCUCAUAUUUAUGGUUGAUAUGAUUCAGUGGUUGGUGCUUGGUUUCCAAUAAAUCUGGCACGUUUGCCUGAGUGAAAUGUUACGAAUAUCGCAGUAAUCGCCGUGGACGCUCUCGCUGCUUCGUGUCUCGCUUCCACCGAUAAAUAUAUAUAUAUAUUUGCAUCGCGUUACGCUUAAUUUGUUGCACUAAUUUGCGUCGGAUAUUUUCUAACUCUUUUAAUACUUGUUGGAGUUGUGUUUGCAGCAUUUUUGAACGGAUAUGUUUUAUGUUUUAACUUAGACGACCGUUUCUGUGGCUGUGAGGUUAUGUUUGUUUGUGACGAGUGCCUCUUAAAACAGGGGUCUUCAGGCCAAGGACCCCCAAACUGACGGCGAGCUGGGGCAGGGACCCCCUGUUCUACGGCCUUUGGUCCGCCAUCUUUUAUUUGUGAUCUUCGCGCGCUUUAGACGUGAGCAUAGACGCGAUCUGAUUGGCUGCUGCCUGCACGACGCAGGAAGGAGCUGCGAGUGGACCGGUGCUGCUGUGGGAAGCUGAAUGUGUGCGUUGCAGACUGAAGGAUAACGUCUUCUCCAUCGAUGCAUCCGUUUGCUUCAAUGUGUUGAAUUCAUGUUAAUGUGUAUUUAAAGAGAAUACAAAAAAAAAUUGUCUCAUCAACCAAAAAUUUCGCGACCCCCCUGCAGUACCUCCGCGGACCCCCUGUUGAAGGCCUCUGUCUCAUAAGAUGUGACAGAAUUAUCCAGUUCCAAGGGAAAAACCCUCUACCAACCCCACCAGUGGAGGUUGUUGUUUCUGAACCACUACUAAAGUUAGUGUACUCCACCCUCCGGUACCUCCAUCAUUGCUGCAAACAGGAGGAAAGCUACUUACAGAUGAGGAACUAAAUAGUUGAUGGAAAAUUUGAUCAUCACCAUCUCUCCUUCGUCUUCUAGAAAUGACACAACUACAUUUACAAAUAACAGACCUAUGAACUAUUUCCUCUUUGGAUAUGUGGUUUAAAGGUUUUGCUGCCAAUUCACACCUCUAAAUAAACCUCUGAUGACAUCAGGACCACAGAGAGCCGUCACAUCUCCCACCGCAAAAUAAAGACACACCUCUACCUCGACUAAAGGACUAACAAAUUGUAGCACUUAAAUUCUACUUAUAACGCCACUAAUCUAUAGCAAACUAACUUAUUUGAUAAAAUCACACUUUCUUGUUUGUAUCCCUACGGUUGAAUGCACUUAUUGUAAGUCGCUUUGGAUAAAAGCGGCAGCUAAAUAACUUGUAAUGUAAAACAAGAUGUGUGGCUGUGGUGUCACACGACCAUGACUCACGACAGAGCUGAUCCGCUUCUACAGAGAUGCAUGAUAUCAUGUUUUAAAGAUAAGAAGUAGAAAUUAAGUUCAAUAAACUGCAUAAACAGUUUAUUUACAAAUUGAUGCAACAUGUUUCUAGUAAAACAUUGUGAUUACAAAGAACAGCAACAACCACAAAGUUAAUAGAUGUGUAAAGGUCUGACAAACAAGUUCCCCUCUCUGAUCCGCUCCUCCUCAUUUUAAUACUGCAAGUAGAAAAGAUUAAAUCAUUCAUUUUAGUAAAGAGAAGGUACAGAACGGCCUCUGGGUAGAACGUUUCUGUGUCCAAACUUUAUCACUAUUGGAAAACUUUGGCACUUCUACAAAUGAAAUCACCUCACAGUGCAACAAGCAGACCAUGCAGUGCAUUAGUGCACGUGACGUGAACCCUGAUCAGAUGGUUGUAGAUCUCGGAGCACGCUGCCAGGAAUUGAGUCCCUGGUACUGAGCAAAGAAGUCAAAGACUAAGAAGAGUUUUAACUUCAAAAACAGGUUGUAUUGAAAACACAUCGAACUGAAACUUUGCAUCUACUAAACAACAUGAUGUGAUAUGUAUGAUACUUUGGUUAAACCAUGUUUAAACUGCAGCAGAAGGAACACAGUUUCAUGUUCUAGUGCUGUAGAAGUGAACAGGGGAGGAAAAGGCAUUCACUAUUCUACGGGAGGCUGAUGAGUUUCACAGAGGUGGACUAAACUAUCAGAGGCCUGAUUGGUGCUCACAGACUGGAUCGGCCUUAAACAGCUAACAACUAAUAUGAGAUGUAUUUAAAGUUGAGGAGAGAUGGUUAGCAGUGAUCUAAGACAUGUUGUCAAUACCUUUCAGUGGAAUGAGUGUCAGCAUUGUGUUCAACGCUUAUUCGUUAGAAAGGAGCUAAAAACUGCUGUUGUUAAUUUGGUCAUUUGAGCUUCGUGUGAAAGGGAAGGAAGUUAAAAUGAAGAAGAGGAGGAGAAAAUGUCCAACCUGAUGAUGUCAUGUCACCCUUUACUCAAAGUGUGAACGCCGUAAGCCGUUUCUCAGCAGAGUGUCAGCGUGGACGUGAGGAUGGGACGCGCUUUGUUUGGCGUGUUGGGGCUUUUCUUGCUGAAUAUUCUCCUCUACUGUGGACACGCUAAAGACGCUUUGCUGCAUAUUGAACCAAACUGGUCUCCUUUAUUUACUGGAGAGAAAGUUACCUUCAUAUGUGACUCACAGGAAGGAAACAACGCUGACUGGGUUUACUCAUUCAGAUGGAAUAGUCAAGAGUUCAUCAACUACAGACCAGCGAAUAGAUUUACAUUACCAUCUCUAACUACAAGAUAUAGUGGUGAAUAUCAGUGUGCUGCUUAUCAGAAGAUCCGCCCCAACGUUAUAAGAGAAAGUAAUAAAGUCUCUCUAAGUGUAUCAGCAAAACCAAAGGCCCAACUGAGAAAAGACUCUCCUCUAGAGGGACGUGUGACCCUGACCUGCUCUGUGGGGUCUUCAUCAUCAUCAUCAUCAUCAUCUGGAUGGAAGUACUACUGGUACAAACACAACAAAACCUCUGAACCUCUGAAACCAGGAGCUUAUGUUCUCCUCCAGAGAGGAAGCAUCUCUCCCUCUGGCGGAGGAGUCUACUGGUGCAGAGGAGGAAGAGGAGGAAGAGGAGCCCCAGUUUACUACACAGAGUACAGCCAUCCAGUCGUCACAAACAGAGCUGUUGUGACUCUGCAACACGACUGGCCUGAGAUUUACUCUGGAGAGACGAUCACUCUCACAUGUGGAAUAGAGGAGGGAGGAGGCUCUGAGUGGGAGUAUGAAUGGAGAACACCCGACUAUUACACACCUCCAAACCCAAGAGGCUCCGUGAUGACAUCAUCAGUCAGAGGAGACUACAGCUGUAAGGGCAGACUGAAAGAUGGAGCCUCUACAACAGAAUGGAGUGAUGCUUUCACAGUAAAAACAUCAGCAGCAAAACCAAAGGCCCAACUGAGAAAAGACUCUCCUGUAGCGGGACGUGUGACCCUGACCUGCUCUGUGGGGUCUUCAUCAUCAUCAUCAUCAUCAUCUGGAUGGAAGUACUACUGGUACAAACACAACAAAACCUCUGAACCUCUGAAACCAGGAGCUUAUGUUCUCCUCCAGAGAGGAAGCAUCUCUCCCUCUGGUGGAGGAGUCUACUGGUGCAGAGGAGGAAGAGGAGCCCCAGUUUACUACACAGAGUACAGCCAUCCAGUCGUCACAAACAGAGCUGUUGUGACUCUGCAACACGACUGGCCUGAGAUUUACUCUGGAGAGACGAUCACUCUCACAUGUGGAAUAGAGGAGGGAGGAGGCUCUGAGUGGGAGUAUGAAUGGAGAACACCCGACUAUUACACACCUCCAAACCCAAGAGGCUCCAUGAUGACAUCAUCAGUCAGAGGAGACUACAGCUGUAAGGGCAGACUGAAAGAUGGAGGCUCUACAACAGAAUGGAGUGAUGCUUUCACAGUAAAAACAUCAGCAGAAAAACCAACGGCCCAACUGAGCAAAAACUCUGUAGACGGACGUGUGACCCUGACCUGCUCUGUGGGGUCUUCAUCAUCAUCAUCAUCGUCAUCUGGAUGGAAGUACUUCUGGUACAAAGACGAGAAAACCUCUGAACCUCUGAAACCAGGAGAUGAUGUUCUCCUCCAGAGUGGAAGCUUCUCUCCCUCUGGUGGAGGAGUCUACUGGUGCAGAGGAGGAAGAGGAGACCCAGUUUACUACACAGAGUACAGCCAUCCAGUCGUCACAAAUAGAGCUGUUGUGACUCUGCAACACGACUGGCCUGAGAUUUACUCUGGAGAGACGAUCACUCUCACAUGUGGAAUAGAGGAGGGAGGAGGCUCUGAGUGGGAGUAUGAAUGGAGAACAUCCGACUAUUACACACCUCCACACCCAAGAGGCUCCAUGAUGACAUCAUCAGUCAGAGGAGACUACAGCUGUAAGGGCAGACUGAAAGAUGGAGCCUCUACAACAGAAUGGAGUGAUGCUUUCACAUUAAAAACAUCAGGUGUCCCUCAGCCUGUCCUCACAGUGUCUCCAUCAUGGACGAGUCCUGGAGACUCAGUGACUCUGACCUGCAGUGUUGAACCUCCGUCUGCAGGAUGGAGGUUCUUCUGGUAUCAGGCUGUUCCAGAACUGCCACUCAACUACACCUAUGAGCUUCUAGCUGGUAGCACCACUGGGACUGAACAGGAUUCCUACAGUCUUCAUGGACAGACACACACAGCAGGAUAUGUGUGCAGAGCUGGAAGAGGAGAUCCUGUGUUUUACAGUCUGUACAGUGAUGUGAAGUUUGUCUGGUCUGGAGGUGUGAAUCCAGCAGCGUCUCUCACAGUGAGUCCUCACAGACUGCAGCACUUCAGCACAGAGUCACUGUCACUGAGCUGUGAGGGAAACUCUGCUGAGUGGAGAGUGAUGAAGGCUGAUGAAUCUGGCUUCAUGUCAUCCUGUUCUUACUGGGGACAAAUGACUGGAUCCACAUGCAACACCACUAGAGCGAGUAGUGGAGUGUACUGGUGUGAGUCUGCAACACAGUCCAGCAAUGCAGCCAACAUCACUACACACAGUGGUGAUGUCAUCCUGGUGAGUUCUGUCCAUCCUGUGACUGGGGGACAUUCGGUCACUCUUGGCUGCAUGUUGAGGACAAAAGAUCUUCUUCAUAAUGUGGAUUUCUAUAAAAAUGCCAAACUCCUCCCAAAUGGUGUCGGAGGGGAGCUGCUUAUCUCUGCAGUUACUAAGUCAGAUGAAGGCUUUUAUAAAUGUAGAGGAAGGAAUUCACCUCCAGGUUUGGAGACUUUGACCUCAGCAGAGAGCUGGUUGUCAGUGGAACGUGAGUACGAGUAGAAGAUGUUUUCUUUGUAAUAUGUGUUACAGUCUGAGUUACAAAAGGUGUAACUGAAUUAAACUAUUUGUUUGCGUGAGACAAUAUAGUUUUAU